CUGCAGUGCAUGAGCCAUGAAUGCAGAACUAUAAUAGAAAUAUGAAUGCUGGGUUUCUUUUCAGAAGAAUUCACAUCCAGCCUUUCCUCUCAUCCUUCCUCUGCUGGCAAAGCAAGGAAAUAUCAGCUGGAGAAAGAAUAAUGGAACGCUGUCUAAAUGAAAAUUGUAACUCCACUUGCCCAGAAAUUCCUUAUCAAGAGAGUCAGACACUUCUGGUUGCUGUUUACAGCAUUGUUUUUGCAAUAGGCCUUCCAGCAAAUUGCUUAACUUCUCUGCUGACAUUUGCACAAAUCAAAAGGAAUAUAGUAGUUGCCAUCUACAUUUUCAGUUUAUCAUUGUGUGACCUGAUGUAUUUAUGUACCUUGCCCGUCUGGAUUAUCUAUGUGCAAAAUGGGCACGAGUGGACCAUGGGUGACACUGCUUGCAGGAUAACAGGAUUCAUCUUUUUCUGCAGUAUCUACAUCAGCAUUCUGCUUUUGUGCUGCAUCUCUGUGGAUCGUUACAUGGCACUGGUGCAUUCUCUGGAAUCAAGGGGAAGAAGACAACAGAAAAAUGCCAUCAUAAUAGUCGGUUUUCUCUUUACUGUGGUUGCAGGAAUCCACACGCCGGUAUUUUUUAUGGAAAAUGGGCAAAACUGUACAGAGGUGAAAACCUGCUUUGAGACAGUGCCCCUUAACUUAUUAUUGGCUUAUUGCAGCUGUGCUAGAUUCCUGUUUGGAUUUUUCAUACCCCUCCUGAUCCUGAUUUUUACAAACUGCAAAAUUUUCAAAGCUACAAAAAGAAGCAGCAGCUUGACUUGUCGUGAGAAAGCCAAAGUGAAGCAUGUUGCUAUUGCCAUUAUUACUAUUUUUGUGAUCUGCUUUGCUCCAUAUCAUCUGGUUCUCAUAGUAAGAGCCAUAUACUUUAUGUUUCAUCAGGACUGCCCAUGUCCAUUUGAAAAUAAGAUAUAUUCAACUUUUACAGUGUUUCUGUGUUUAGCCACUGCAAACAGCAUUGCUGAUCCAAUCAUCUACGUUCUGGUCAGUGAAAACGUCAGAAAAGACUGCUAUAGGAGCCUGAGAAGAUUGAAAUUGAACACAUCCAAGCCAAAUUCAUCCACUGAUCGCAAUACUGACAACAUAAAGUUGGAAACGCUAAAAGAAUCAGAGGAAGAGGGCCAAAGUAAAGAAAACUCAAAGAAAUAACAGAUUCAUCUGUCAUUCAGAAGGCCUGCACCAGUGGCAGAGACCAGGAAAGUGGCAGCUAGCUGGUAGCUGCUGGAACAAAUAAGAAGUUCCCAAUGCCAGCUGCAGGACACAAGUUUUUACAUGCUGACAUCAUCUUGCACAUCCUGCAUGGGCCAUUAACUCCUUGAGGAUGCUAUGGGAGCAAUAAUUCACAUUUCUGUUUGUCCCCUACAAUAAACUUUGUCCACCAGUAUCACUGAUGAAAACACUGCUUUGCUAAGGAUAUGUGAAAUAAAUGAAGUGAUUUACUUGGAUUAAAAGUGGGAUCUUAAAAGUUUUGGGGGUUUUUUGGACUGACUCUCAUAUGAAACAAAACCAUUUUUAUCUUCUGAGCAAAUUUUUUUAAAAGCAUUGUAGAGGAGAAUAAUUUACUGUUCUUAAUGUUGAAAUUUUUGCUUCUUGAGGAGGUACAUGCUCCAGUUCUCAUACAUCACUCUGCUGUUACCGUUUGUGGUUAACCAAUGGAAAAUAUUAAAAAUGAGUGAACCUUUUCCUCGUACUCUAGCAUGUGACUUCAGGCACAUCACACAUUCCAGGAGAAUUAGAUGGCAAAAAAAAUGCCUGAUAACACAGACCAACAGUACUGCUGCUGCAUUAGUCAAGAUUCUGCACUGUCCUGAAAUUCCUAAAAUGUACAGUUCUAAUGCUUGAUAGCUUACAGAUAGCAAAUUUUACUUGUUUUGCAGUCAGACCAAGAAUGCACUGAAAUAUACAGAAAAUGUAUAUAUUUCCAAAUGGAGUCAGGGACUGCUUUUAUGCCAUCCCCAAAUAUUUGCUGAACUCGUGUUUCAUUUCUGACUAAGCUAACCCUUCCCUUUUGUUAUUGAUCCUAGUUUUACUGUGCAGGAGUGUGCAGAAGCUGUGGGUAGGCUCACAGAUGGUGUGGAAGGUUGGCAGUCUGGAGAGCACAGUCCUUCCUCCCCACAGCUGGAACUCCCUCAGACAUGCUGGGGUAAAUUCCACUGUUGCUGCUGUUACUUCUAUUAUGAAUAACUUGUUGAUGGUAGUACCUUGUGCCUUCUAGCAACUAUUUAAAAAAUAAGAAUGGUACAAAUCUGGCAAUGUUUAUCUAAACAACUUCAUAUUUUUAUGUGAUUCAACAGACAGAUCAUGAAUCAUUUUGAGUACAAGUUUGUAGAGUGUUUCAUAGCAUCAUUCCAUUUAAUCUGUGGUGUUGUAUUCCUGUGACAUGUUGAAAUUGUUAUUGACAUUGACAUUUCUGCAUUGAAUUGAUAUUAAUCAGUCUUAAUACAAAUGCAAUACUUUUUAUCUUAAA
Messenger RNA from Melospiza melodia melodia, 2502 nucleotides. RefSeq names its product G protein-coupled receptor 132 (gene GPR132). The transcript is spliced from 2 exons. Gene Ontology annotation, molecular function: G protein-coupled receptor activity. The coding region runs from base 21 to 1184 and encodes 387 amino acids. Gene Ontology annotation, biological process: G protein-coupled receptor signaling pathway; G1/S transition of mitotic cell cycle; negative regulation of G2/M transition of mitotic cell cycle. The record is from RefSeq and is a predicted model, not a curated record. Gene Ontology annotation, cellular component: membrane. NCBI's taxonomy places the organism in Eukaryota, Metazoa, Chordata, Aves, Passeriformes, Passerellidae.